This is a messenger RNA of Manis pentadactyla (Chinese pangolin), 1050 nucleotides long. RefSeq lists its product as uncharacterized. The record is from RefSeq and is a predicted model, not a curated record. Lineage: Eukaryota; Metazoa; Chordata; Mammalia; Pholidota; Manidae. The transcript has 3 exons. The coding region runs from base 1 to 1050 and encodes 349 amino acids.
AUGCGCGUUCUUUCCUGGCUCAAGCGCCCUGGGCUCUUGUCGCCGCCUCGCGGCCCGCCGGAGUCCCUCAGCUCCCAGCAGAAGCGCAGGGGCCAGUACUGGUGGCAGAGCGGAGGGGUGCAGCGGCCAGGACAGCCCUGCAGCCUCCAUUCUCCCAGGCAUCCAUUGACCGCCAGGGCACCUUCCCGACAAAACCUCCUGCUGGUGGCUACGAUUCAGCCUGACCGUGGCGAGGUGGCCCCACCUGCCCUGGGCCAAGAGCACAUCCAGCCUGUGGGAGUGCAGGGAGCCCUCGGGCGGCCGCUCACCCACCUGCCUCCUGAGAGCGCAUCUUGGGCCUCCGCCUGGCUCCCCGCGGUCAGACAGGAGCGCGUCUUUCUGUGUCCAGGGAGGCGCAGUGACCCACGGAAAGGCGCUGCCUUCCGGGCAGCCUCUACCCCGCCGCCCCACUGCGGGUCCCACUUGAACUUCAGCUCCCCCGGCCCUCGCCCUCGAGGCCCCCGCCUAGAAAAUCCACACAAGGCAAACCACCCACGGGCCUCCACAUCUGCGUGGCCUCACCUGUGCCCUCCACCUGUGGCCCCGGCCCAGGUGGCGGUAGCAGGUCGGCGGCGCGGCACCAGGUCAGACAGAGAGCAGCCGCCUUCACCGCCCGGUCCCAGACAGAGGAGCAGCGGUCCAACGAGCCCCUCUCCCCUGCCUGGCAGACAUCGGCGGCGGCGCGGACAGCCUUCUCAGCGCACUUGCUCCACCUCCCUCCCUCCCCGGACAGACCCUCUGGUGGAGUGCGCCAUCUCCCGACCCCCGGCUGGGCCCGGCAGGUCCACCACCAGUGUCGGUCGCUCCCCGGUCACACGGGCGAUGCAGUAUCCGCCAAGCAACUUGCAUGGACGGCCCUCACCGGCUCCACCGCGACCUCAGGUGGAGACAGGGGUCCCCGCGCCCCAUCCGGGUCCAGCAGCCCACCGAGGUCACGUACCUUCCAGCCCACAGAGCCGUCGCUUCGCCUUCAUCCUUCAACUAGGGCCUGCUCUUGACCACCCACCGUAG